Messenger RNA from Clunio marinus, 186 nucleotides. The record is from the annotation of a GenBank genome assembly. Lineage: Eukaryota; Metazoa; Arthropoda; Insecta; Diptera; Chironomidae.
AUGCCAAUUCAAUUCGUAAUGUGCUUUCACGAGUGGGAUCAUCUGAGAGACUCAACUAUGUACUUCGGAAGAAGAUUCUUCAUAAAAAAUUCAUAUGAAAAGCUAACAACUGAGAAAAGAGUCUUUAUGAGCAAAUUAUUCAUGAAAAUGGUUUUCAUGUCUUGUGAAAAAGAAAGAAAGCUUUAA